AUGGUGUGUGGUGAGCAGGGCUGGGCACAGCCUGCUUCCAAGGGGUGCUGCUACCAAAGCCCCACGGAUCUCCCUCCGUGCCACGACCACGGCAGCCUCAGCCGCGACCUGGAGGGGUCCUGCCAGAGUGAGCCGCAAGCUUGCCAGUCCCCGGAGCCGUGCCCAGCCCGGAGCUGCUGCUCCCCGCAGCAAAGCUGCAGCGCUGGCAAGCCCCGGCGGCGGGUGGAGGUGAGUCACGCACAGCCUGCCUGCCCCCCACCCGCGAAGAUUCACCGGCGGCCCCUGCAGCAGUACCGACCGCCCGUGCCCUGCCCGGAGCCCGGCAGUGCCCAGCCGCGGCGGCGAGUGGAGCAGUGCCCGCUGGAAGAUGCCGCUCCCUGCCCGCUCCCGGCGCCGCGCCCCCGACCGCUGCAGCACCGCUGCCCCUGCAGCUCCUGCAUCCCCUGCUGCCUGCCACCCAGCCAGCGCUGCGGCCCCUGCGCCCUGCCCCCACAGCACCAGCUGAAGCAGGUCACUCUUGUGCCACCCUGCCCGCAGAGGAAAUGA
Indicator indicator is the source of this 546-nucleotide messenger RNA. Its product is annotated as keratinocyte proline-rich protein-like. NCBI's taxonomy places the organism in Eukaryota, Metazoa, Chordata, Aves, Piciformes, Indicatoridae. Bases 1 to 546 code for a protein of 181 amino acids. The transcript has a single exon. The record is from RefSeq and is a predicted model, not a curated record.